Molecule: messenger RNA, 1193 nt
Organism: Lolium rigidum
Lineage: Eukaryota; Viridiplantae; Streptophyta; Magnoliopsida; Poales; Poaceae
Exons: 4
Coding region: 549-1193 (214 amino acids)
Biological process (GO): double-strand break repair
Cellular component (GO): cytoplasm; PML body
Molecular function (GO): 5'-tyrosyl-DNA phosphodiesterase activity; single-stranded DNA binding
Source: RefSeq, a predicted model, not a curated record
UAGAGGUGAAUGUAUGUGUUUAUUUGUGAGCGUCUUCAUUUGUUUCGCAAAAGAUGAAAAGUCAGAGUUGAUAUAGUUUCUUCCUAAAUUCAACAUAUUCCAUGCACUUGACAUGUACAUGUACACACAUAUUCCCGUCUGUCUUGUAUGCCUGGAAUGCGUUGGAUCCAGAGAGGCCACGUCAAUAGUGUUCGAAUUGGCAGAUGCAUUUGUAAACAGCAAUAAGCUAAUCAUCAUGCGGUAUAGCUAUCGCCUUUCGACAUCAUGCUCCUCGAUAUAGAGUUGAAACUUUGACAUAAAUUAGUUACGCCAACUCGCUACACGAAGACUUUGUAUUUUACAAGAAUACUAAUAUAAUAAUAGAAGGUCAAUCCAUUUUUUCUAAAAAAUGGCCAAGACAUGUCUCCUUUAUAUUCGCUGAUUAGCCACAAUGGCAAUGACUAGACAUGUCUCCAGAAUUUUCCUAGCGCACCAUCAUCCCCAUUUGUUCCCGUUUCCUUUCACGGUUUCAUUCGGCCUCCUCUAGCCUCAGCCUUCUCUCCUCAACCAUGAACACGCCUACGUGGAGGGCCUGCGACCGUUGCACUCUCUGCAAACCUGGGAGCUCUGCUGCCAGAGACGAAUGUUGCGCCGCGCGUUCUCCUCAAGCUCCCGAUGAAGGCAAUCUGUCUGCCAUCACCGGUGCCGUGUUUUUCCCGCACCGUGGGAGCUCCAGGGAGAUUGCGCUCACGGCAUCCGUCGUCCAUGAGGACAGUGGCUCGAACCAAUUAAAUUCUGUGAUGGAUAACAAGAUUAUUAAAGUCAUGACAUACAAUGUAUGGUUUCGGGAGGAUCUGGAACUGAGCAGAAGGAUGGAAGCUCUUGGAGAUCUUAUUCACCACCACAACCCAGAUCUUAUAUGUUUCCAGGAGAUUACACCAAACAUAUAUCAGCUUCUCCAAAAAUCUGGUUGGUGGCAAGACUACAAGUGCUCGCUAUCAGAUAAGAUAGACAUGUACAUGAAGAGGCGAUAUUUCUGCAUGCAACUGAGCAAAUUGGAUGUGAAUUCUUUUGACUCCAUCCCAUUUGGUAACUCAGUAAUGGAUAGGGAGCUGUGCACGGCAGACUCCAACGUUGGAGGCGUGACAAAGCUGAUGUUGGCUACAAGCCACCUAGAGAGCCCAUGUGGUCGAGAUCAGAUGUACAGCAAGUAG